AUGUCGUCUUCACACUCCGACACCACUGCUACCGCUACCGCUACAGUCCACGCACCGCCCGUCUACUCUACUCUCUCGCCUCCAUCAUACACCGCGUCUGCAUCCUCGGAUACAAACUCUGUACGCUCCCGUACAUCGGUGUCGAAGAAAGUUCUUGGCAAAAUGUGGAAUACGCGACAUGAAGAGAAAGUGGGAAAAGGCAAGGAAGAGAAGCAGAGGAAUGUAGAGGAGAAGGAGGUCAGGGCUGAGGCUAGGGCUGUGUAUUUUGCUUUGCAGUAA
Bipolaris victoriae FI3 is the source of this 279-nucleotide messenger RNA. RefSeq lists its product as hypothetical. The record is from RefSeq and is a predicted model, not a curated record. Bases 1 to 279 code for a protein of 92 amino acids. The transcript is spliced from 2 exons. NCBI's taxonomy places the organism in Eukaryota, Fungi, Ascomycota, Dothideomycetes, Pleosporales, Pleosporaceae.